Molecule: messenger RNA, 670 nt
Organism: Drosophila nasuta
Lineage: Eukaryota; Metazoa; Arthropoda; Insecta; Diptera; Drosophilidae
Exons: 3
Coding region: 9-605 (198 amino acids)
Source: RefSeq, a predicted model, not a curated record
GCUAAAUAAUGAAGGUUAUAUCAAUUGUUGGUCCGCUGCUGUUGCUCAUCUGCACGACAGGAUUUGCACGAGCAAACACAGCCACCAGCUGCUAUAGUUGCUAUGGCAUCAAUUGUCAGCGAACAUCGCUGAGCGAGGAACAAACGUGCUCCGAUGUUUUGGACUAUUGCGUCACCAUAUUCGAUGAAGCGAAGGUGUUGUACAAAGGCUGCUCCCUGGAGAUUCCCGUGCAACUGCGUCAGCGUUGCGAGUCGCGACCCAAUGAUUCCUGUUACAAGUGCAACUCGGACCGUUGCAACAAUGUGGGAUCUAGGCAAUAUGCUUGUGUGCAGUGCGAUGCCAGUGCGGACUCAAACUGUGCUGAGAAUGCGACCUCUUUGGAACCGUCCGUUUGUGCUGCUCCGACUGCAGCAAAUUCCUAUUGUUAUGUGAAAUCCUCUGGCACGAGCAGCACUAUUGUGCGUGGCUGUUCCACAACUUUCGCUGAUCAAAUAAGCUGCCUGAAUGAUGCCAACUGCGCCUUGUGCUCACCCGGUGACAUUCGAGGCUGCAAUAGUGUGAAUAUCUCAACGGAUUCCAGUCGCUUCAUUCGCUUUUUGAGAUAGAUCAAAGUUAAUUUUAAUGAAAUGUUAUUCAAUAAAAAAAAUAAAAUGGAAAUAAUAAUAAUAAU